AUGUCCCAACAGCGAGAAACCUACACGAACAGCUCCCCUCCACGUACUCCUCCCUCGCAGACCGCAAAGUAUCGUCCCAAGCAAAAGUACCCGACCCGGCCAUCCAUCCGAGAUGCUUUCCCAGAUGCCAUGGAGCAUGCGCCCCGGGUCAGCGAGUCGGGGGAUGAACGCGACCCGCAUGAUCUGUCUCUAUCGCCUAAACAUGCCGCCCGGACAUCGAUUGUCGAUAAUAUGCUUCUCUCGCUAGACCAAUUCGGCGCCCCUGAUUCAUCUAUUAUGGACGACUAUCGCCUGUUCAAUUCAGCUUUUGAUGUCGAACCACAUGGCCGUUAUCGGGGACAUACCUUCUCUUCAUCGAUGUCUUCAGACGUAGACUAUGGAUAUGAAGAUGGAACCAACCGCUAUGCGACAAUCACCAACAAGGGUCGCCGGAGCAACAGCAGCUCUAAUUAUCAAUCAAUGCCCAGACGAGUGGACAGUGGUCGCGGUCGAGAUGCAAUGGGUUCUCGGAGUGGUGCUGGCACCAUGCCGAGAGCGACUGAUUCCAGAAAGGGCAGUAAGGGCAGUCAAUCAACAGCAGAUUUUGCAUAUUCAAUGCCCAGGAGACGAGCAGAUUCAGAUGACCUCGAUCGACGUUCUCCUAGCUUUGACUGUGGCCCGAAGAAAUAUGCUCCCUAUUCCAAUGUUGAGAUGGCCCAAGACAAUAUGUUGUACGAUGAUGAUGCCGCACCGACGCCGAGUAUACCGGCGGGCCCACGAAAGUUCAACGACUAUAGGACUCCUACGGGUCCAGCCUCCCGAACACCGGUGGCGUCUCGGCGAAACAGUGUGAAAUCCUCGCAGGCCCCUCAGGUCCGCAAGGUCCGUCCAGACAAUAUUGGCACUGGCACGCUCAAGAUGCGAGACAAUGAUUUUGAAUUAUCGUGUGACACAAACCUUGAUCUACCCCCAGUCUUUCCGGCAUCUGUGGACCAUCCGGCACCUAGUCCAACUAUAUCUUACAAUAAGCCAACGUUCCCUCCCCCAGAACCGCCAGCGGUGACCACAACUACUACAGUAACUACCAACAAUAAUCUUGCAGCGAAUGCCAGGGACCGCCCGGGAUUCUUCCGACGAGUAUUUGGCUCGUCCAAAGCUGCAUCCCCAGGCCCUGCAGACUCGCCAGGUUCGAAUGUGAGUGAUCUGUCGUACCUUCAAGAAAAUGAGACCAAAGAUCCCACUGGAGCCACAGUCAAUCUGAAAGGAGGUAAGCUGCAGCCACCACCACCUAAGAAUUCUGCAGCGAUGGCUUCAAGCCCGACACCAGCUCGACAAGUACCUCAUCAAGUGGUGAACAAGAAAUCUUCGUUCUUUCGCCGGCGAAAGAAGUCUGUUGUGGAUCAUGUUCCACCACCAAUUGCAUUGCCUCAAGACCUUGCAUCUCACGCCCUAGAAUUGAUGAAGCCGCAACCCAGUCCGGUGAGCAGUUUGCGACAAGUUAUGCAUCAAUACCUCGCUGAUGGCGUUCCCGUGAAGCAGGAUGCCAAGGAAAACCGCGCAGGGGACCUGCCAUCACAGAAACCUAGAGAGAGUGUCUCAGCGCCAAGCGGUGGCUCUAAGAAACACGCUAGUUCAUUUCAACCUCCCAGCUCUGCCCGUGGUGGCCAGGAUCGUUUGCCGCUAGUAGAAAGUUGUGGGCCCGAUGAUCGAUCUUCACGAAGUGCAGAUACCGAAUCCACUACAUCUGUUGAUCCCCCCUUGCAGGAGAAGGGGUCACUUUUGGCGGCUAGUCCACUCUCACCGGUUGUUGAGGAUUUCUCACGCAGCAUUCAAUCGACUCACGUCAAGACUGCCGACAUUCAUGAUGCAGGCCAGGAAAGCUUAACUGGAACCCCAAGACUUGCAAUUCCUAAUGUUCCUGAGUCCCCUGCUAUCUCUGAGGCAUCACAUUAUCAAACCGCUUCGACAACUCCAGUUAUUGAAUCGGAAGAACUAAAACCAAUAAUGGACGAAUUCGAUGAAAACUUUGGUGGACCAGGCGAGGCUGUCGAGGACGGCCCUACCGUAAGCGAUCGUGAGCAAGCUCAGAAGCUGUUUGAUAGCCAAGACCAAGUAGUUGGGAAUGAUCCAGCCGCUGCCUGGCUUGGUGAUCCUGAUCGGGCCAUGAUCCGUGAAGCUUAUAUGCGUCUCUUCAACUGGUCUAAUCUCAAUAUUCUGGCUGCCCUUCGCAGCCUCUGUCAGCGCCUGAUACUCAAGGGUGAGACUCAACAAGUAGACCGGGUGUUGGAUGCUUUCUCUAACAGGUGGUGCGAUUGUAACCCAAGCCAUGGCUUCAAAGCUACUGACGUCGUUCACACCAUCUGUUACUCCAUUCUUCUGUUGAAUACCGAUCUUCACUUGGCCGACAUUGAACAGAAAAUGACCAAAGCUCAAUUCGUGCGAAAUACCAUGCCCACGAUCCAUCGAGUCGCCAUGGAUGCAGCUCCAGAGGGCUUUGAAACAUUACGCCCAACUAACCGUAGCAAGACAUCAGGCCCGGAGAUGGCAUAUUCUGCACCCUCCUCUGCUCGCUCUGCUACAUUCCCAGCCGAUGUCACCCGAAGCUCCAUGGAUGCGGACAACACCGGUCGAGGCCAUACAGAUGGUAACAACAAUGAAGCCGGUCCGCUGGUCAACAGCCCGUUCAUUGGCACCGUUCGAGCGUGGGAGCAACAAGUGGAAGCGGUGUUGAAAGAUUUCUAUACUUCCAUUCACAAGGAGAGACUUCCGCUCCAUGGAGCUCAACCAGUACGAGAGGUGUCCCGCAUGUCAUCCACAAAUUUCCUCGGUCCAACUACCGGUUUACUUCGCAGAAGUCCCAGCACUAUCAGCAAAAGUGGCUCCGAUAUCUUCCCUCGUGGCCGAUCAGCAGAUUCCCGCCACGCAGCGGCAAGAUGGUCCUCGAAACCCCGUUCUCGGGCCGGUAGAUUAUAUCCUCCGUCAGUCAUGGGCUCCAGUCGAACCAGUCUGGACGACCAGUCAUCUGUCUGGAGUCCGACUGCGUCGAGUACAUGGAGCAAAUAUUCGCUGGGUAAAUUCACAUCUGCUUCAGUGGAUUCCUUUGGCUCUGAUUAUCCUCGCGGCGACUAUCAGCAAUCUAUUGGUUUUGCUAAUGCUCUAAGUCAAGCCAUUAUCCGUGAAGAUUCGGCCACCUCCGUCUACAGCUAUGAGGAAUCCGACAAGGGUCCUCUACUCGAAGACGAGACAUUGGCUCUGGCUGGUGCGCCAUGGGCCAAGGAAGGCAGUUUGAAACAUAAGCAUCAUUUGGAUGCUGUGGACAAACGCGCCAAGGAUCGCAACUGGAAUGAUUGCUUCGCGGUCAUCCAGCAAGGUUGGAUGCGAUUAUUCUCAUUCACCAAUACUACCAAAUCCAUGCGGCAGAAAGCCAAGCAACGUGGUGGUGUUGUGGUGGGUGGUGGAAAUUGGACAGAGAACGCAGAGGAGCUCUGGAAGUUCAUGCUUCGGCAGACUAUUGCCAGUGCGCUGCCACCUCCUGGUUACUCCAAGUCUCGUCCUCAUGUCUGGGCUCUGAGCUUGCCCACCGGUGCUGUCCACUUAUUCCAAGCUGGCACGCCUGAAAUUGUGCGAGAAUUUGUUUCGACCGCCAAUUACUGGAGUGCGCGCUUGUCCAAGGAGCCUCUUGUGGGAGGUAUCAGUAACAUCGAAUAUGGCUGGAGCGAUGCUGUCAUUAACAGCGCGCUGAUCCACGCCGGUGAAGACCGAUCUCCCCCACCAUCCUCAGGGGCUCCUCGCCAAAGUAUCCAGAGCUCUAUUCGUAGCUCUAUCGAUCACCAGGGUGUGCGACCUAAGCUGCCGGCAGAUCGUGUCAACAUCAGUGACUGGAGUCCUCCUCAGCAGAGCAUGGUAGCCUCGCACCAGACUGAGGAAGCUCAACUGACGGCGCUUCAGGCGUACGUGAAAAAUGUUGAGGAUGAUCUCCAAAGACAUAAUGAAUUACGCUCUGCCAUGAAUUUGGCUUUCUCUCCUCGCCAUCCCAACGCAGCCAAGGCCAUGGCCAAUUGGGAGCGCAAGUCAUCAUACUUACUGCGUGAGAUUGUCAAGUUCCGAACUUAUAUCGAUUCUCUUCGAAACGCCAUCAACCAGAAGCAGAAGAUCUAUGCCUUUUCUAGCCACGUUGCUUCGUCAACUGAGGGUGAAGCCACAGAAACGGCAGCAGAACCAGCAGAGCCGAUCGAGGCCUGA
Penicillium malachiteum is the source of this 4221-nucleotide messenger RNA. Its product is annotated as Sec7 domain protein. Lineage: Eukaryota; Fungi; Ascomycota; Eurotiomycetes; Eurotiales; Aspergillaceae. Gene Ontology annotation, biological process: regulation of ARF protein signal transduction. Gene Ontology annotation, molecular function: guanyl-nucleotide exchange factor activity. The transcript is spliced from 2 exons. The record is from RefSeq and is a predicted model, not a curated record. The coding region runs from base 1 to 4221 and encodes 1406 amino acids.